Molecule: messenger RNA, 1689 nt
Organism: Salarias fasciatus (jewelled blenny)
Lineage: Eukaryota; Metazoa; Chordata; Actinopteri; Blenniiformes; Blenniidae
Exons: 4
Coding region: 286-1200 (304 amino acids)
Biological process (GO): immune response
Cellular component (GO): extracellular region
Molecular function (GO): chemokine activity
Source: RefSeq, a predicted model, not a curated record
GGGUUGUCGGAUGGAAAUUUUUAUUUCAUUUGUUGAAAAACCUUUCGCAAUUGCAAUGAGAAAGAAUGAAGACCGACUGAAGACUGGACUGACCGUGUUGGAUUAUCUUCUCAUGUGCUUUCAGUUUUUAUUAAUUUGUCCUUUUAAAGAUUAUAGUUCUGUUAAUUUUCUGAACUUCUGUGGGGGGAUUUCCGUCUGGUGUAGAACUCAUUGUUUCCCCUCCCCACCCUGCCACCGCAGUGACUAUCUUCCGUGUGGUCAUUGACGGGGGGGCGGGGGGCUGAGAUGAGGAACAAUUUAAGGUGUGAGCUGGAGGACUUCAUUUCAUUUAAAAGCAGUGAAGGUACAGGCUACACCUGCAGCCUGAGCAGGCUGUUCUUUCGAUUUGGUUUUCUGAUACGGCCUCAAGUAAUCAGUGAAGAUAUUUACAGCGUAUUGUUGGUGCUGAAAGGCAGAGGACCGCUGAGGGAGAAGAUGCAGUUCAACCUGGUUUUAUUCACUUUUCUCUGUAACGCCUCAUGGAGCAUCUUUGUCCAAGCAACUCAUGGACCUGUGGUUAACUGUUGCAUCAAGUUGACCGGAACCAAAGUCACAUUGGACAAAGUUCAGAAGUACACCAUCCAGUCUUCGGGAGCUUGCCCCAUCUAUGCAGUAAAGAUUGUGACAAAGCAAGGAAAGACACUUUGUGCAGACCCAAAUGACAAUUGGACAAAGAAAGCUAUGGAGAAGGUGGACAAGGAAAAGCAACCACGACCGGCGACACGGACAAAGGAAAAAUUAAAAAGUGUUGCAACACCAGUCAUGUCCACAUCGACACAGAACCCUACUCAGACAACACCAGCCACGUCCUCGCCAACCAAGAACCCUCCUCAAACAACAACAGCCACGUCUUCAUCAACCAAGAACCUUCCUCAAAUAACACCAGGAUUGUCCACAUCGACAAAGAACCCUCCUCAGACAACACCAGCCACGUCCUCGUCAACAAAGAACCCUCCUCAGACAACACCAGCCACGUCCUCGUCAACCAAGAACCCUCCUCAGACAACACCAGCCACGUCCUCGUCAACACAGAACCUUCCUCAAACAACACCAGCCAUGUCCACAUUGACACAGAACUCUCCUCAGACAACACCAGUCAUGUCCAUAUCGACAAAGAACCCUCCGCAAGCAACACCAGCCACACACGAAUACUGUGUGUAGUGUUUAGACCACAAGGUGAUGUGCAAUUGGCGUCAGAGUGUAAAGAAGGAAAGUCAAGAGUCUAGCGGAGUCAUAAGGGAGUGUGAAGCAGUGACAAUUCGAGUCGAGCGAAUGGUACAUGAAGUUAAGGUUGUGCAAAUUGUGCUAAAGUUUAGAUUUUUGUGUGUUAACAAUCGUGAAAAACUGUAAUACAGGAUGAUCAGAUUGUCUCAUGUUUCAUUUUUCAGACCUAUAUCAAUCCAGUUUUGUCUUGAAGUUGGUUUCACCUUAUGACCCUAAACUGCACCUCAACACGAGAGAGGAAUCUAGGUCACGGAGCUGAGAGAGGGUUGCUCAGUACCUUGAUUGAAGUGGAGAUAUGGAGAUUUCAGAUGUAGGUAGGUGGGAGAACACUGUGAAUUUUAGGCCUAUCUGAAGUGUGUUGUAAUCAGUGUUGAACUCUUCAUUGUUUUGCUCAAGUAAUUGUUUCAAUAAAUGUGGAUGAGAGAU